This is a messenger RNA of Schistosoma mattheei, 471 nucleotides long. The record is from the annotation of a GenBank genome assembly. NCBI's taxonomy places the organism in Eukaryota, Metazoa, Platyhelminthes, Trematoda, Strigeidida, Schistosomatidae.
AUGUACGGCAUACAAGAUUUCACCCCAGUUAAACCUAAGCUUCAAGAUCAUAUCACCACUGUGAAACGUGAAAUUCCACCAUAUAACGGUUGGGGUACUGAUGAAGAUUCACUAGCUAACUGUUAUAGUUUAAUACCAAAAGCACCAAAUCAUAAUUUUAAAAAAUUCAUGGAAUUAGACCGUCAAGGUUUAGAAUCUCAUGUUUUACGUUUUGCUGGACGUUUAUCGUCUGACCGACCGACAGAUCGUGAUCGUCAGUUUGUGAUUAGUUGCUACUUGUCAGAUGAUACAAUUUCAAUUUUUGAACCGCAACAAAAGAAUUCAGGUUUCCAAGGUGGUUUAUUCUUAGAACGAUCAAAAAUAAAAAACCCGACAGUAAAUUAUUUGAUAAUAAACCAAUGGAAUAUUACAAACCAACCGAUUUAUAUGUUGGUGCUAAACUGGAUUUUAAUACAUUUCUAUUUGAAUUAA